GAGGCUUCUAACGGUCAUUGAGCGGCUCGAGCGCGGGUACGCGAGGCCCGGGCUUCAGGCCUAACCCCCUCAGGGUUGCGGUCCCACAGUCUCGCUACCAACCCCCUUGCGGUUGCGGUCCCUCGGCCUCGCCACCGACCACCUUGCUACCACCACACUACCCCCCACCCCCUCCAAAUCCUCUCCCUUCCACCUCCCUCCGAGAGCCGCCGCUCGGAGAUGGUCUCCGGCUGAUAAUGGGCGGCAGCAGUUCUAAAGGCCGCACCUUCUGGCCCUUCGGAUCGGGCGCCGUCAGCGACUCGGCCAAAGGCGUCGGCGAGCAGACCCUGACCCGAUACAAGGGCAGCCGGCUCGGGGCUACUCCUUUCGUCUUUAGCCGCCGAAGCUCGAUGUAUUACGAUGAAGAUGGUGACCUGGCUCAUGAAUUCUAUGAAGAAACAUUUGUCACAAAGAAUGGAAGGAAAAAAGCUAAACUGAAAAGAAUUCAUAAAAAUUUAAUACCUCAGGGGAUGGUUAAACUGGACCAUCCACGAAUCCAUGUUGAUUUCCCAGUGGUUUUAUGUGAGGUGUGACUGAAAUACAAGUUUUCAUCAGAUUGAGACUUAUGCACUAUAGAUGACUGCCAGAUGCUAAAUCCUCCUUGGACCUUCAUUUCAGUGGUGGAGACUGGCCCAGUGAGAACAUGGCAUCUGUUUCAUUUGCGUGUAGUUUUCCUGCUACAAGCCAAACUUUCAAACGUUUCCUUUCUGUGAAUAUCAAUAGAGUAAUCUGAAAAUUCAUCCUAAUUCAGUUAAAUCCAGUCACAGUACAGAUAUACACUAAGAACUCUUGUGCUGUAUCAAGUAAUUGUGUUAGAUCACUAUGACCAAUGUUCAAGAACAGUGUAAAUAGCUUUAACUUAAUGCAGUCAUCAGGGAUAUUUAAACAUUGAGUUCUGUAUAUAUGCAUCUGCACAGUGUUCAGCAGUAAAUAUAAUGGCAUAUCCAUGAAAGUUGAUUAGUUCCAAAGUUUGUUAUUUAUCAAUGACAUUUUUGUUUAAGAAUGUUUUAAUUUUCUCAUUGUGUAAUAAAAACAAUUCCCAGCCAGUCUCUUGAAAUUUGUUACUGACUCUUGAAUGUCGAGGACAAAUAUUCUUGAAACUAGAGUUUCAACUGUUUUCUGUACCAAAAUGGUGAACCUGUAUUUAAGGAAGCAGCCCCAUAAAUGAGCUGAAAUGAUGGAAAUGUGGAGAAAAUUAGAUAGCAAAGACCCUGAAGGUAUCUAGUCAUUGCAGCCAAGCUGCAUAGUGUCAUAACACACCCAACACCUGUGACCACAGAAUACCAGUCGGGGGAAGGGCUUUCUUCCCCCUCCAUUCCUAGUGCCUUUUGUAGCAUCUAACCUGCCCUGGCUGAAUUACAUUGGUUUGAACCAAUUUAGCUUGUGUAUUUUCAAUGUUCACUUUGAAUAGAUCAUCAAACAUCAGUAAAGAUUUACUGGGCAGCAAGAAAGUCCUGUGCUGACUGAUUAUCAGCUGAAAUCUGGCAUGAUUUCAGCAUGCUUAUCAGAUGGUAUUUUUGCAUUUGACUUGAAGGACCAUUUCUGACUCUAACCAACCUAAUCUGAAUAGAACUGGAGCCCUUGUCACUAAGCUAUUUGCUGAAACUGGUAACAACUUUGUUCAGCUAAUGAAAUAGUUGUACAUUUAUCCAAACCAGAUAUUGCAGUUGCAAAACCUGACAUUGGCUACAAGAUUUAACUCCUGUUCACAACUAAAUGCUAUUUUUCUACCCGAAAAGCAUUGAAUUCCUAGCCAAAUAUGUAAUUGUCGUUUGCUGUCUGCUGUUUUAGAUGAGGAAAUAAGGAUAAACAGGUGAUCUAUUGGAUAACUGUUAACUAACUUGGCCUAGUCAAGGAACUGUCUGUCAGCCUCUUCACUUCAGGCAAAAAAUGCUUCACAGUUAAACUUCUUGAUCAGUGUUCAAGUCUGGCUGCUGUUAAACUGUUCAAUGCAUGUGUGUAAGCAUGAUCGCUGAAAUAUUUGUACACAAGGGAAUGAUCAUUUGAAGCAAGUGAUAUGCAUUUUUCCUAAGAAUUAUACUUUGGAUUAAUGUCAUGAUUUUAGUUAUUGCUAAUUGAAGAAUCCGCUGUUGUAAUGAAAAAUAGGACCGAGCGAGAGGUAAAAUUAAAUCCACACUGAGGUUUUUUUGGUUUCAGGGUGUGGUUGGCAGAGAGGGUAAGGAAGCAAGAGCUGAGCAUAGUUCACACAAAGGAAAAGAAUGUGGAAACUGUAUGAUUGACAUGAGAUUAAAAGCGCAUGGUCAUAAUUUACACACAUGGAUUUAGCUAGCCUGUGGUUCAUUAUUACGUGACCUUACAUCUGCCAUAUGUUAUGUUUCAAAAUUAAACUUCUGUGCCUGUAACAGCACAACAAUCAAAUAUAUAGAAUUAAAACUUCACAGGUCAUGUGGGCUCAUCUGUUGAUUGUGCUUCAUGUGAAUGUUAAGGCAACAAAAGAUUGAGAAAUUUGUGGCAAUAUUUGCUGAGGUGCUACAAAGGUCUAUGAUAUCGUCAGAUGUAAUAAAUACUUGCUUGAGAUUUGAAUUUCAGCCCCCUGAGAUUAUCCAGGAAUGAAUUAAAAUGGUCCUUGUAUGCUGUGCUUCAUAUACUUUUUAGGAUAUAUUAACUGUGACUGGACCAAAUCAUCUCUAACACUUUUUUUAAAAUAGUAUUUUUAUUGAAAAUGUGUGCUGUAUCUUUUUUAAAACCAAAGGAACCUUAAACAGCCUGGCGUAGAUGAUUUGAACAGACGUCAACUUUCUUUUGUCACAUUACUUAUCAGGAAUCUCUCCUGCUCUUAACUGCCUGCCAUUGACCUUCAUCACAAGGAUUUGCAGAUUGAUAAUUGACCUGUUUUCUUAUGAUAUGAGCAGUUCUUCAUUGGCCACCAAAUCCUGGAUUAAGAAUCAAACCCAGAGGCUCUGCCUCAGAGGCAGGGACACAACCAACAGCUCCCAAGAUGAAUGGUCCCCAGUCAAUUUGUGCCUCACCUGGAAAAAAAGCCUCUGUCCCUUUUAGAGAUAGACUUUGUCAGUUCAAGAAGCUAGGGUGAAACUGAAAGUUUAGAAAAAAGAUUUUUUUUGUUUUUUUUUUUUUUUAGAAGCAUAGCAAAGUUUGUGAAGAAAAUUGGUGAUAAAGAAAUUGUACUGGAUCCUGCACAGUGGACCCAUUGUGAUAAGUAAACAAGUACUUGGAAUUAAGAUCAAUCAGAAAUAGGACAAAUUUGUUUGCUCAUAUAGCCCAUUUUGACUUAAGAACUGGGGAGUUUACUUGAUCUAAGAUCUCAAAAAAACAAACAAAUGUCAAUUUUUGUCAUCCAUCCAUAAUGUUAAUGGAUUCUUUAAAAAAAAUUUUUGGACCCAAUCCGUUUUUUCUUGGGUAAUACCCUAUCUGUGUGUCGGAUUUCAUUGAAUCCCAUCCAUUAGCUUUUGAGACAUAUUGUUUACAGAUAGACUAACAAAGGGGCAGAAGAGUUAUGCUGCCUACUUUCAGUGGCAGAGAUGAAUACGUGUUUACGUAAGGGUGGCUGUUCAGUUCAUUGUGGCAACUCUUUCUAGAACAUGAAUCUCUUCCCAAUGUGGUUCAUGUUUUAUUUAUAGCAAAAUAUUAACAAGUGUUUUAACUGCAAAAUCUUAAAAACAAGAAUUAUAAAAGCAUAAGUCAAAAAGUCAGGCAAUUAAUUGCAUAGCCUUACUUCAACGGUGAUACUAACUUUUCUAUAUUAUUGCGCGCACGUUUCGAGGGGCUUCUCAUACUGUCAGUUCUCCUACCCAUUAACGUGUGAUUCUUCUGUGCCUAGCCUCAUUGUUCUUGUAUAAGUCAUGAUUCUGAAAAGAUUAAUGUUGGGGAUUGCAUUAAGUUCCACCCAAUCUGAUAAUGUCAUCAGAAUUUGAGUGGGGAAAUGCAGAACAGCUUAGGAACUUGUAGAAUGAGGACCUAUAAACUGGAUUUCCUCUUGUACUUGUCUAUCUUACUAAAGUGUCUGUUAUCUCAAAAUAAACUAAAUCAUGUUUAAGAC
This is a messenger RNA of Rhincodon typus (whale shark), 4057 nucleotides long. Its product is annotated as tumor suppressor 2, mitochondrial calcium regulator. NCBI's taxonomy places the organism in Eukaryota, Metazoa, Chordata, Chondrichthyes, Orectolobiformes, Rhincodontidae. The record is from RefSeq and is a predicted model, not a curated record. Bases 237 to 572 code for a protein of 111 amino acids. Gene Ontology annotation, biological process: inflammatory response; regulation of mitochondrial membrane potential. Gene Ontology annotation, cellular component: mitochondrion. The transcript has 3 exons.